Messenger RNA from Belonocnema kinseyi, 453 nucleotides. RefSeq lists its product as uncharacterized. Gene Ontology annotation, biological process: DNA integration. The record is from RefSeq and is a predicted model, not a curated record. The coding region runs from base 1 to 453 and encodes 150 amino acids. NCBI's taxonomy places the organism in Eukaryota, Metazoa, Arthropoda, Insecta, Hymenoptera, Cynipidae. Gene Ontology annotation, molecular function: nucleic acid binding. The transcript has a single exon.
AUGUCUGAUAAUGGUAAAAAUUUUGUUGGUGCUAAUCGUGAGUUAAAGGAAAUUUACGAUAUUGCGUUAUCAGGCUCUCAAAGUCAAGCAGUCAAAACUUAUUUACAGAAAAUGGGAAUAAAGUGGAAUUUUAUUCCUCCGUUAUUACCGCACUUCGGGGGUCUAUGGGAGGCAGCAAUGAAGUCCUUCAAAUAUCACCUUGUGCGUACCGUCGGUAACUCAGUUUUAACGUAUGAACAGCUAAAAACGUACGUUGUUGAAUUCAAGGCAAUCCUCAACUCCCGGCCGAUUAGUCCCAUGUCCUCUGAUCCAAAUGACCUCCGUCCCUUAACACCUGGUCAUUUUCUGAUUGGUGGACCAUUAACGAGGUCCCCACAGGAGGAUCUUCGAGAAGUCAAACCAGCCAGAUUGUCCCUCUGGCAACACGCUCAACAGAUGAGGCAACAUUUCUGA